UCGUCUUCGUUAAUCGUUUGUCGUCGAGUGUUGAUGGUGGAAGUGGUAUGUAAAAUUAUCCCCGGCUUCUGUCUAGAAUCGGGAUAAUUGCAGUUAACUAGAAUAAGUUUUACUUAAAAGAAGCAAAUAUAAUGCAGAGUGUAAUAAAUACUGUGAAGGGUACAGCCCUGGGAGUUGCGGGAUAUUUGACUCCGGUCCUGAAGGAAUCAAAGUUCCAAGAGACUGGAGUCCUAACUCCUGAGGAGUUUGUAGCAGCUGGAGAUCAUCUUGUGCACCACUGUCCUACUUGGCAAUGGGCAAAGGGUGAGGAAGGCAAAAUUAAGCCUUAUUUACCAGCUGAUAAACAGUUUCUUAUCACAAGAAAUGUGCCUUGCUAUAGAAGAUGUAAACAGAUUGAGUAUUGUGAAGACCAUGAGAAGAUAAUAGAAGAUGAGCAAGAUGAGGAUGGAGGCUGGGUCGACACACACCACUAUGAUUCUGCCGGCUCACCUACUAUUGAAGAAAAGGUGUGUGAAAUGACCUUAGAGGCAGCGGAGACAGGUGACAGUGAUGAAGCAGCAGGAGACCCUGAUGACGACGAUGAUGAUGGCGAGGAUGGCGAAGCGGAGGAUAUGGAAUUAUUUCAGGAAUCAGGACUACUGGAUGAGGUGGAUCCAUCAACAGCCCUUAGCUGUAAAAAGCCCACCGAAGGAGGAUCCCGUCGAGCGCCUUCAGGCAGUGGUGACGAAAUAGUACGUACGCGCACCUACGACCUUCAUAUUACGUACGACAAGUAUUAUCAGACGCCGAGACUAUGGCUCAUUGGAUAUAAUGAGGAGCGUAAAUUGUUAAGCGUAUCUCAAAUGUACGAGGACGUAUCUCAAGACCACGCCAAGAAGACAGUGACUAUGGAAACGCAUCCUCAUCUUUCGGGGCCUUCAAUGGCGUCAGUCCAUCCUUGCCGACACGCAGAAGUAAUGAAGAAGAUAAUAGAAACUGUGACAGAAAGUGGCGGCGAACUUGGAGUACAUUCUUAUCUCAUUAUAUUCCUCAAAUUUGUACAAACUGUAAUACCAACCGUUGAAUAUGAUUUUACACAGAAUUUCACUAUUCAGUAAAACGUAUGCGCCGGCGCUUAGUAUUCGUAUAUGCUUAAAUCGCUUUUCGGUCAGUAUAUCUUACGAAUCAUCGACAAAAUGCCAGCGCAGUUCACGUUCAAGGGUCAUCUCAAUGUCUUUGUGCUAAUAUGGCCAGGUGCUAUAUUCACAAAUCGAAUUUUAAAAUGACAGUUUAUGCCCAUUUAUUAAAAGAUCUAUAUAUCUCUUGAAUUAAGUUAUAUUUAUAUGGGAUUGGUUUGCAAUAAUAACAUUUAAAUUACGAUAAAAAUUAAAGGGAUGUUUUUGACAUUUUCUUUAUUAAUCCGGCUCGAAGGACCUAAAAUUUAAAAAUGUUUUUUUUUUGUAUAUUAAAAGUUCUUUGCGUGAAAAAAGAAACAAAAUCAAUAGAGGUCACUAAGAAAUAUUCGGUUUAAUGCUAUUUGUCAUAGUUUAGAUGUACCAAUGGUUAUCGAAGUUAUUUUAAAGUUUGGUUUUUAAAUAACCAUAUUAAUUGAAAUGACAAAACUACAUUUUUAAUUUAACCUUUUAUAAGAGAAAGUCUUUAUCAAUGUCUGAUUUAUAAUUUUGAAUAUAAAAAAAUCCGUCAUAUGGUUAAACGGUCAAAACAAGAUUUUUCAAUACUCUGGGACCUUGAAAUCGCUUGAACUUUGUUUGUUCAAUUAAAAAAAUCGUUGACCUCGUUCAUAACGGAAGCCAUUGUUUUGUCCUUAUCGCUCUCGUGGCGUUUGAAAAUAAAUAAACGUGAUAAAAAC
Pieris brassicae (large cabbage white) is the source of this 1849-nucleotide messenger RNA. It is a transcript of the gene Atg3, whose product is annotated as ubiquitin-like-conjugating enzyme ATG3. Bases 132 to 1097 code for a protein of 321 amino acids. Gene Ontology annotation, molecular function: Atg8-family ligase activity. Gene Ontology annotation, biological process: autophagosome assembly; autophagy of mitochondrion; nucleophagy. Gene Ontology annotation, cellular component: cytoplasmic ubiquitin ligase complex; cytosol. Lineage: Eukaryota; Metazoa; Arthropoda; Insecta; Lepidoptera; Pieridae. The record is from RefSeq and is a predicted model, not a curated record. The transcript has 7 exons.